Molecule: messenger RNA, 2026 nt
Organism: Linum trigynum
Lineage: Eukaryota; Viridiplantae; Streptophyta; Magnoliopsida; Malpighiales; Linaceae
Source: the annotation of a GenBank genome assembly
AAUAUAAGAAAGUUGCCACAACAAUUUAAGUGUGGGUAAAUAUGCCAAAAUCGUGUGAGGCAAUCACUCAUUGCACAGGGGGCGAGGAAAGGUUCAACUGAGCAUCAGUUCGCGACCGUAUGAUGUUGCUUAUCAAGUACGAUCCCCCUUUGAGUGAAGUGCCGUUUGAGGAUGUGCAGUGACCCUCCACACGGACCGAGGAAAAGGAGUUGAAAGAAGCCCUUAUGUGAGUGCUAAGAAGCAUAAAUUGCUCUUGCUCUGUCACCGGUAGUAAGAAACAAAUCUCACUUGUACUAAAUACGACCACUCGGCAAGCAAAAUCAGAAAGAGAGAAGCCUCUCCUUGUCAGAAAGGUAGUGAUGUGCUUAAAGUAAAAAACCAAGUUUGCUAAAAGCUUCCCCCAUUUGUUUUUGAGACUCAUGCUUUGUUAAUUGCUUAUGAUUGGUGUGAGUAAGCCAGAUUGUCCUCACGAGAUAUGCACCUCACUGACGUGGUUAAAUUCUCCUAAUAACUAUUUCACCAUAAGUUGUUAAUCACUCACUACUGACGAUCAGAAUUGAGUGUUGCGAAUUGAGUUUUUGGUGGAUUUGAGUCAGUCAAUGGUAAAGGGUUGCAAGAACUUGAGUGGGGGGUGAAUGGUAUGAUCAUUAAAACACAACUCAUCCGUUGAAAAAGAAGAUACUGAUUAUCACAUGAGUACAAGGAUAAAUAUUUGGUGUUAAUGUUAUGUUCUGUGCGUCAUGGGUCUUGUGUUUUGAGCAAGGUUGUGACUCCCUGGUAUGUGUUGUAUUUCCUCCAAUUAUUGUUAUCUUGUCUGAGUCGUUGUUUAGGACAAACAAAUAUUGAGUGUGGGGUAGUGAUAAUUAUCGGAAAAACAUAUUGAUUUAAUGUACCUAAUGUGAUUAUUUCAUGAUAUGUUUGAGACAUAUAAUGCUUGUUUUGAGGCAAAUUAACUAUGGAAUGGUUGUCAGACCAUUAACUCCAUGUGUUAGUGUUGUGGUAUAUUUUAGGUGAAAAAGUAAGGAAUAAAGAAUGCACAAACAGAUGUCAAAUGCAAAACAAAUCAGGCUAAGGAAGGGGGUCGGAUACUAUGCUAACCCCUAAAGGGGUCUGUUUUUUGACACCCUCCUUUUGAUUUGUCUGUUUUACACUUAAUUAUUAGGCAAGUACUAAUGGCUGUCCCAAAUAUAUAUAAAAAAAGGCUUAACUGUCAUAUUAAUUAUGCAUGGGAAGGGGCAAUUUAGCUGGAUGGAGAUUGUGGCGUUUCUACUCCCAUUCCUCCCCAUUCCCGUGUUUUUCUAUUUCCCCCCUCCCUCCUCUGCUAUUUCUUUCCAUUGCCGUGGGGAACGAUAGGUCUGCUUCAUCACUACACGGCCGGCGGGAUCCAUCAGUUGCAAAGACGGAUGAUGACAUCGUCCAGUUGGAUGGCGGAGGUCCCAGUGUACACAAGUCUGCCGGCAAACGUUCCCUUGGAUUUGACCUCAACGUAGAGUAUACCAGCAACGACGACGAUCUCUUAAAACUUGGACAGUCCAGCUACGACUCUGAUCAACAUCCUCAUGAUCUGGACGAUCCGACCCUCGUGGAGCAAGCGCCUGAUAUCGUCGUUGCGAAUGUCGAUCCCGUUGGAGUCGUUGAGAGAGAUAAAUUCAAGGUAACUUAUAUUGGUUAUAUUCUGGAUUAUUUUUUUAUCACAGUAGAGUGGUACAUGUACAAAUGGAGUGGUACACCUACCAGUGGAGUGAUAGAUCUACCAGUAGAAUGAUAGAUGUACCAGUGCCGAAUUUUAAGUUUGUUCCAUGAAUUUUUUAUUCUCUGACACGUAAUUAUGGUUUAAGAGAGAGAUACACAUUCUAAUCUACCACUACACUGCCACAUGUUCCGACCUACCACUAAACUGAUACCUGUUGUGAUGUACCACAGUACUGAUACGCGUAUAUAAUUGGUUUCAAAUAACAAAAAUAUUAAAUAAGACAACAUAAUAGGCAAUUCCCAUUCAUAGGACCAAUAAUGGUGUUUCAAAUUG